This is a messenger RNA of Portunus trituberculatus (swimming crab), 1862 nucleotides long. Its product is annotated as docking protein 2-like. Gene Ontology annotation, cellular component: cytoplasm. The record is from RefSeq and is a predicted model, not a curated record. The transcript is spliced from 11 exons. The coding region runs from base 284 to 1678 and encodes 464 amino acids. NCBI's taxonomy places the organism in Eukaryota, Metazoa, Arthropoda, Malacostraca, Decapoda, Portunidae. Gene Ontology annotation, biological process: positive regulation of MAPK cascade; cell surface receptor protein tyrosine kinase signaling pathway.
GUAUACGAGUAUGUUGCCAUUUCCAAACUGGAGCAACUCUGCAACUCUCCAUUAUCUAGCCUUGGUGACACUUUCCACUGUUCACGUCACUGCAGACAGCAGAGAUUGCAACAAGAAUCUACCUGCCGAGCCACUGCUUGCUCUGGCAAAAGACGCCACGGAUGUCCUGCUGCUUCUCUCAGUGUCUACACUGCUAUUUGGCAUUCUGAAUAUUGAGAUCGCGGUGGUGUGCUCCUGAAGUGUAUAAUUGUUGCUAUUGCUGCCAGAAGGACCACGGGGCGACAUGAGCGACUUGCCGAAGAAGCAGGGCGUGCUGUCAUACCUCUGCAAGGGAUCUUUCACGACGAAAUACAAGGAUCACUACAUAAUGCUAUACGACGCCUCGAGGAGCGGCCUGGCGCGCCUGGAAGUCUACCAAAUAUGCAAGUCUUCUCCUAACAAACUCGCUCUCCUCGUGACCAAGAAAGACAUCGUCAAAGUGAUGCGAGAUGAAGGACAUUCGCCAAGUGGCUUUACGCUCACUACCAAGGAUCACCGCUACUGUUUUCUGGCCAGGAGCGACGAGGAAAACCAAAAAUGGACUGAGGCAAUCCAGGACAUUUUCCUGAAGCCUGCCACCCGCGUCCCCGCGUCGCACACCCCGCAGUGCACCGACAUGGAGGAAAACGAGAUCUACGGGAUGGACGGCUGUCGCGAAGCAGCAACGCGAGAAUUCAUGGUGGUAGCGGAGGAACACACUCGGUUAAAGCUGAAGAUGAUGAGUCCCUUGCGGUUGAUAGUGCAGGACCGCCACAUCUCCCUACUCUCCGUGGAGGGCAAGAGAAUUGUGCGUUGGCCGAUCAGCAACAUACGAAAAAUGGGAUUCACCACUAAUGAUUUCCACCUUGAAAUUGGGAAAAAGAGCGACUACGGGCCAGGUUACUUCGUCUUCCACACUUCUCAGGGAAUGGCAAUCAAUAAGCUCGUCUCUCAAGAGAAGGAAUGCUUGAAGUACCAGAUGCUGUACUCCAGAGACACGUUCACACACAAGCAGACUCCAGCAUUACCGGCAAGCGCACUGGUUCGGCCUCAUUAUUCUUACCCACCACCCACACCAAACCUGCUGCCAGAUCAAGACUCGAUAGCUUCUCCCGAACCGUACUCCUUGGACAACCUUUAUGAUACCAUCAAAGUCAGCACUGACUACCAGGAUUCGGAGGGUCGCUAUGCUUCCAAAGGUUCCAUCACCCACUCCGUUGAGAGCCUGGAUCGACACGUGCAGUCAGUGAAACAAAGACAAGCUGCUCCUUACACCAAGAACUCAAGCCAAAGCCUCGAGAUUCUAAGUAGCAAGAAAAAUAUUAAGCUUUCUCCUACCAAGCCUAUAGCAGCUGACGCUGUCAAUAAUGGUCUGGAGACUUCUUCCGAGUGCUCCGAGUCUGGUCAUCUCUAUUCUAGCUUGGUGGAAGUCAAAGACGCCUGGAAGAUUCACGGCUGCACGCCAGACCAGCCCAUGGAGCCGGAUGAUGACGGCAGCUACGAUGUGUUAACGUUCAGCAGGUUCUCAGCAAAUAACAAAAAACACCAAGCGGCCACAGAAUACAGGGAGGGAGUGCAGGAUGCCAAGUCUGUCUAUUCUUACAUCGAUUUCGCCAAGAAGAACAGACACGGUCACGGAGCAACUUCUAACAAUCAGUGAACUUGAAGCAGGGUCUACAGAGGACUAUAGCGACUGCUGAUGGUUCCGUGACAUCAUUCCUUCUCUGAGAGACAGACUGCCGCCCUGUCAAGGUCGCCUGAGGAGCAUCUGUGACCUUCGCUUCGUACAUAUUUUCUCACAUCUUAGGUGAGAACAAGCACAAAGUUAAUACUACAAUUACACA